This is a messenger RNA of Myotis brandtii (Brandt's bat), 4375 nucleotides long. Its product is annotated as RIMS-binding protein 3B. The record is from RefSeq and is a predicted model, not a curated record. Gene Ontology annotation, cellular component: manchette; nucleus. NCBI's taxonomy places the organism in Eukaryota, Metazoa, Chordata, Mammalia, Chiroptera, Vespertilionidae. Gene Ontology annotation, molecular function: protein binding. Gene Ontology annotation, biological process: spermatid development; fertilization; neuromuscular synaptic transmission.
CUGGCGCAACUUCGCUGGGAGACCGACGGCGAGCAGGCCUCGCGCAUCCGCCACCUGCAGGCGGCGCUGGACGUAGAGCGACAGCUCUUCCUCAAGUACGUCCUGGAGCACUUCCGCUGGCACCCGGUUUUGCCCGGCACCCCUGAUCCCCAGGCGGUGCCUUCUUCGGAAGAACCGCACCCCGAGACCGCCAGCGACUCUCACCGCCCCCCAAAGUCCCCCAAAGUUCGACACGAAUCCCUUGAUGGCCUGAGCGCCGGCGUUCGCGUGCGCUCCCGCUCCCUCGAAAUGGUGCCCGCAGCGUACUCCAACUCGCGUGACAACCUGCUCCCCACGCGCUCCGGCUCCCUCGAUUCCUUGGCACCAGCGCGUUCCCACUCGCUCGACAGCCUUCUGGGUCGUCCCAAGGCGCCCGAAUCCGAGGAGCGGGCUUCCUCGGCAGACACUUUCAUCCUGGGCUUCCUGAGUCCCCCGCCGCCGCCGACGCAAAAAAAGCUGUCACCACCGUCGCCGCCGCUGUCACCGCCACUACCACCAUCGCAGCCCAGGGGUCCUAGCGACCGGACAGGAGAAGACUCCAGGAGCCAGCCCUGUGAGGCCCUGGCCCUCUCGCCGCUGAGCCUGGAUUACCAAGAGCUUGUGAAGCAGAACUCGGAACUGUCCCAGGCGUUGCAGGUGCUGGCGCGCCGCUGCUCGGACCUGCUGGACGAGAACAUGCAACUGCGGCGCACGGGUUUCCCAGACCAGGCGGACGAGAAGGUGAAGCGGCUCAAGGUGAAGCACGCAGAGCUAACAGGCCUGGCCCGCCGCCUAGAGGACCGGGCCCGCAAACUGCAAGAAACCAACCUGCGGACUCUGAGCGCUCCAGUGCCUGGGGAGAGCCGCGUGGGCCUGGAGCUGUGCCAGGCCUUCGCCCGCCAGCGCGCCCGGGACUUGUCGGAGCAGGCGAGCGCGCUGCUGGCUAAGGACAAGCAGAUAGAAGAGCUGCAGCAGGAGUGUCGCUUGCUGCAGGCGCAUCUGCUGCAGCAGGCGGCGCGCGAGCAGGACAAGCAGCAACAGCUGCAGCGUGACCUGCAGAAGGCAUUGCGUGAUCUCGAGGCUGCCCGGGAGGAAAUGGGGGUGCUGCGGUGCCAGCCUAAUCACCAUCCCCAUCAACCCCCGGAAACCUCCCAAGCCCCGGAUUCCCAAGGCAGGAAAAGCAGAAGGACCCGGUUCCAGCCAGGGCCUGAAGACCAGGCAUCUCUACAGUCCAGCAGAGACAAACAGGAGGAGGACGCCUCUCUGCUAGAGAGCCCACUUGCCCUCGGGGAGCCAGCCAGUGCCCCUCAAGGGCCAGACAGAGUCCCAGCCAGCCAGCCUCUGGACUGCAGACCCCAGGCCAAGAAAACCAGCUCCCAGUCCAACUCCUCCUCUGAGGUGGAAUCGGUGUGGGCCACCGUGCCCUCUUGCCUUACUCUGGACAUGGACACGGCCAGUGAGGUGGAGGAUCUGGAUCCUGACAGUGCGUCCUUGACCCUGGAAGUGGGGGACUCAGAGGCCCCCGCCGCCCCCAAGCUCAAAAUCUUCCUGGUUCGAUAUAGCUACAACCCAUUUGAGGGACCCAAUGAGCACCCCGAGAGUGAGCUGCCCCUCACGGCUGGCGAGUAUGUAUAUAUCUUCGGUGAGAUGGAUGAGGACGGCUUCUAUGAAGGGGAGCUUGAGGAUGGCCGGCGGGGCCUGGUGCCCUCCAACCUGGUGGUGCAGAUUCCAGACAAUGACAUCCUUGGCUGCCUGCCCCCAGAGUCCUUGGACCCUGGCCCCACUCAGCUCCCAGCCGGACAGGGCAAAACUUCAAAGGAAGACAUUAGUCACAGCUUAUUGCCUGGGGAAGCUCAGGGGGCUGUGGACAGGGAGACGUGCCAGAUGGUGAGGGCGGCCUCCAAGACAGAAGUGGCCAUGGAGACCUCAGACGCCAAGACGGAAGAUGGCUGGCUGGGCUCACGGCAGAGUGUGGAGGAGCAGGGCUUCUCCAGACCCCUUCUAGGGCCCAAAGGGGUCCCUUGUGUCGCCCCCAAAGAACUACGCCUGCAGAACGUUGUGGCCACAUCGGCCAAGAUCGUCUGGGUCUACAGCAGCUGCUGCCGCCCACACGUGGUGUAUCUCAAUGACCAGAAGCAUGCCCUGACCCCAGCCGGUGUGAGCAGCUACACCUUCCACAACCUGCAUCCCAGCACCCGGUACCAGGUGCAGGUGGAGGUGCAGCUGCCGUGGGACUCCAUGCAGGUGCGCUGGGAAACCAUGUCCUCCACUCUCACCUUUGACACGCCCUUGGCAGGACCCCCUGACCCUCCACUGGACGUGCUGGUAGAGCGUCACACCUUACCAGGCCUCCUGGUGGUCAGCUGGCUCCCCGUGACGAUCGACUUGGCCGGGUUCUCCAAUGGAGUCCGGGUCACUGGCUAUGCCGUGUAUGCCGAUGGGCUCAAGGUUGCCGAGGUCACCGAUGCCACCGCUGGCAGCACCCUGUUGGAGUUGUCCCGGCUCCAGCUGCCCCUGAUGUGCCAGAAGGUCUCGGUGAGAACCAUUUCGCUUUGUGGCGAGUCACUGGAUUCGGUGCCGGCCCAGAUCCCCCAGGACUGUUGGAACUGUAACCGAUUGCCAGAGACCUCUCCCUUUACUUACACCCCUGGCGACCAGUCCCCGUCCAGAAUCACCUUCCCCGUCUGCCCUCAGAGGCUGGCGCUGGCUCCACCGAGUGCCAAGGCUAGUUCCCACAUCCCCAGAAGCCGUGGGGGGUCCCUAGAAGCCUUCCCUGAAGAACCCCCGAGGAAGCACUCCCCGCUGCCCAACCUGAGUCCAGAAGGAGAAUGUCCCGGUGCAGGGGCUGGCAGCCAAACCCAGGGGCCUGCGGAGGCCUGGGAGGUCUGCAGAAAAGACCUACUCUUUCAGAAGAGUCCUCGGAACCACAGGCCACCUCUGCACCGUGGCCAAUCUCAGGGGGAGGAAGACCGUGACUGGCACAUGGACACCAGCCAAAGCCCUGCUCUGGGAGUCCUCCAUCUGUCUCCCGAGUUUGCACCCAGGAAAGAAGCCUGUCAGGAAAAGGCUGCCCUCGAGAAGGUCCUUAGGCAAAAGCAAGACGCCCAAGUGUUCACACCUCCCCAGAUAGGCACCCGCCAACGACAUAUGUCUGACUUCCAUGACAUUUUGCAGCAGGAGGAGGAGGCAGCGUGCUUUGGCCCAUGGGCCACAGAGAGGCAAGAGCAGAGAAGGGAGCUUAGGGCACAGAGCAGGCGAGGUCAGGCUCUGUGGGGCGAGAGAGAGAGCCAGCUCCACGAGCCCAGCUCUGCGCCCUGUCCAGCUUCGUCCAGCAAAGUCCUUACGGUGUCCGGGGGAGGCCCCCCACAGCUGGAGGCGGGCCGGGACACCGCGGGCAGGGUCUUUGUGGCGCUCUUUGAUUAUGAGCCCCUGGUGAUGUCUGCCAACCCCGAGGCUGCAGAGGAGGAGCUGGCCUUCCAGAAAGGGCAGUUGCUGAGAGUGUGGGGCUCUCAGGACUCCCACGGCUUCUACCGCGGCGAAUGCAACGGUCAAGUGGGCAACAUCCCUGGGCAUCUGGUGGCUGAGGUGGAGGACGGUAUGGAGAGGACUGAUAGCAGGUGGCAUUUGCCAGUGCAAGGGCACCUGCCCUCUGUGGCCCACCUAGAUGAAGUUGGGGGGCUCACCAUCCCCCAGGACUCCUUUCCCCUGCCCCAAGGGAACCCCAGGGGACCUCCACUGUGCACUCGAAUGACCAUGAUGGCAGCUCUAGACUAUGACCCCAAGGAUGGGUGGGCAGGGGGCCAGGUGAAGGGCAAGCUGUUGCUGAAGGCUGGGGACCUGGUUACAGUCUACGGGCCUGUGGAUGACAGGGGAUUCUAUUAUGGGGAGUCAGGCGGCCACAGAGGUCUUGUCCCAGCCCACCUGCUGGAUUACAUGUCCCUCCAUGAUGAGUGAGCAAGGCUAUCCGAGGGGGUAGUGGCCUCUGGCCGCCCACGCCCCGCCAGAGAAGAAGCAAGCACACAGACCCUUUCGCCAGCACCCCUCCUCGCCUCCAAGAGCACCACUGUGUGAAACCGAUGGCAGCCUUCCGCAUCCGCAGCCUCUGAGAGCAGCAGGGCUUCCGUCUGAACUCAGAUGUUCCCAAAAGAAAACAGGACAAGCAGCCCCUAGAGUGUGACAGGCUGGUCUGGAGUUGUCAGUAACGACGACAGGCAUUCGGAGAAGGGCCUUUCUGUGUUUACUCAGCGUUUUCUUUAAGAGGUGAAUGUUAUCCAUCCAUGGUUAUGUAUGAAAGUCUCAAGGAAAGCUUGCCUCUUAAAAAAAGUGACCAGAAUGUUAGUUUUCUGUCUUAUGUUCA